Messenger RNA from Micropterus salmoides (largemouth bass), 1072 nucleotides. Its product is annotated as serine protease inhibitor Kazal-type 2-like. Lineage: Eukaryota; Metazoa; Chordata; Actinopteri; Centrarchiformes; Centrarchidae. The transcript has 4 exons. Gene Ontology annotation, molecular function: protein binding; serine-type endopeptidase inhibitor activity. The record is from RefSeq and is a predicted model, not a curated record. Bases 609 to 974 code for a protein of 121 amino acids.
GUAAUACAGGAUUUUCUAGAAAUGCAUAGCAUAACCAAAGCAGUCAGAAUAAAGCAGAACAUUGUGUUUUUGUCUAUAAAAAUGAUCAAAUAUAAUUUGUUGUUGGAAACAUAAUAUCAAUCUGCUCUUUUUAAGAAAUUAGAUUAUUCGUUGAGAUGGAGUUUUUUGUCGGUGUGUUGGUCAGACUGCAAUGUGAAAGAAUGAUUACAAACUGUAAUAUAAAAAUAAGGAUGAUGAAAUGCCUGAAUAUUUACAGUGCACCUUAAUGAUCUAAAAGAGGUCUGUCAAAUCAAACUGAUGUCAUUUAUGGGCAGACAACAAUUUGAUUUAGACCAAUUAAAUAGCACACAGCUAACAUUGAACUCAGAAUAGAUUAUUGUGAAGCCUAACCAUAGAUACUAAAGAUAAUAAAGUUGCUUGAAAAAGGUUUGUUAUGCUGGGUUUUUUUUUUGCCAAAAGUAGCUUCUUCAGUUUCAACGUCGUUUUGCCAGACAACAGAAGAAAAACACAAAGAGCAGCAAAACAAAAGGAAGUUCAGAAGAACAUGAGACCAGGCUGGGUCACAUUCCUCUGGACAAAAGCUGGUUACAAGGUUCCAUUCUUGUGGAAUGAAGUCUGUGAGCGUAUUGGGACUAAGAGCAGUUUUACAAAAUGAGGACUUUUUGUCAAGUUCUCACCUCUUCAAAGGAUUGUUUGAUCCAGACUGGGUUUUAAGUUUCAGGUUAGAAUCAGUCCAUUCCCUGGAGGAUGAGACUGACAAUCAGUUUCCAGGCAGUGAUGAGAAGAUGAUUUCUGGACCACCCACUCAAGAGCUGGACUGUGGGAAGUAUGAAGGUGGAACUUGCACCAAGCAAUUUGAUCCAGUAUGUGGCAGUGAUGGAAUCACCUACAGCACCGAGUGUGUUCUCUGCCAGCAGAACAGCAAAGAGAUGAAGAAUGUGAAAGUGGCAAGCAAAGGACCAUGCCAUCCUUAACUGCGCAGUGAAACACACACAACACACAGCUGUGUAAUAGGCAGGUCAUAUUAAUUCCUGUAUCUUGCCUUCUUAAUAAAGUUACAUGUUGCAACAUG